AUCUCUUGGGUCCUCGCUCCUCACUUUUCUCCGGAGUUUCUAGUUUUGUGUUCCCCCGAACAUUUCUGAUGGACCUCCACGCGGACAGAUCCUACUCGCUCAUAGUAAAUACCCACUUAGAUAUUGGAAUCUUUUUCCUAUUAAUAUUUGGUCAGCGAUUACUGCGCUACCCUAUAUACGCACUUUGUGACUCUUCCUGUUCUUCAGUCACGCCAGAGUUGAACCAAAAUGCCACCACUACCGCCAGAUAGCCAAGAAGCCAUCCCAUUCAAAAAUGAAACUGUGAUGGACCCAACACUAUUGAUCAAACUUGGCCGCUGGCAAUGGUGGUUUUUGGUGGCAAUCAACAUAUUCUUCCUCAUUGUGGGGCAGGCUGGUGCUGUGUUACUCGGAAGAUUUUAUUAUGACCAGGGUGGUAAUAGUACGUGGAUGGCUACUCUUGUGCAAACCGCAGCUUUUCCAGUUCUUGUUAUCCCACUUUAUUUUCUUCCUUCACAGAAAGAAGAUCAAUCAACUUCUUCAACUUCACCUUCCCUUCUAGUUCUUGCCUUGAUUUACUUCGUUCUUGGACUGGUCAUUGCUGGUGACAACAUGUUGUAUUCUACUGGACUCUUGUACCUAUCUGCCUCUACAUACUCCAUCAUUUCUUCAACUCAAUUAGCUUUCAAUGCAGUCUUCUCAUACUUCAUCAAUUCUCAGAAGUUCAGUGCAUUGAUUUUCAAUUCGGUGAUUAUCCUGACAUUGUCCGUGGCUCUUAUUGGUGUGAAUGAUGACUCGGAUGGACCUGCAGGGGUAUCAACGCAGAAACAUAUCAUUGGCUUUAUCUGUACCCUUGCUGCUUCUGCAAUCUACUCCCUUCUACUCUCCCUCAUGCAGCUUACUUUCCAGAAGGUUCUGAAAAAGGAAACUUUCUCUGUGGUUUUGCAAAUGCAAAUUUUUACAGCACUUGUUGCGACUUGUGCUUCAGUUGUGGGUCUUUUUGCAAGUGGGGAUUGGAAGACUUUACAUGGAGAAAUGGAAAGUUUUGGUAAGGGAAGAGUUUCGUAUGUGAUGACUUUGGUGUGGACAGCUGUUUCUUGGCAAGUUUGUUCUGUUGGUGUGGUGGGUUUAAUUUUCGUGGUGUCUUCCCUAUUCUCGAACGUAAUCAGUACUCUCUCUUUGGCUGUUACUCCUAUAGCUGCUGUGAUAGUUUUCCAUGACAAGAUGAAUGGUGUGAAGAUAAUUGCUAUGCUAAUGGCUAUAUGGGGUUCUGCUUCGUAUAUUUAUCAAAACUACCUUGAUGAUGCCAAGGCAAGAAGAGCAGUGGCUGAUGUUAGUGAAUCGCACAUUGCGUGAGUCCCAAUUCUUAUGUAUUUGAUAGAAAUACACGGAAUAUUUCUUUUCUUUUCUAGGAUUAAGAUACAGAUGCUGUAAUUAGCUUUGUUUGAUACCAACUUUACAUUUUAGCAUACUCUUUGUACUUAUGAGUUGGAGUAGUAAAUUAUGUCAUUGAAAUUGUAGUA
Messenger RNA from Rosa rugosa (rugosa rose), 1502 nucleotides. RefSeq names its product probable purine permease 11. Bases 229 to 1335 code for a protein of 368 amino acids. The transcript is spliced from 3 exons. NCBI's taxonomy places the organism in Eukaryota, Viridiplantae, Streptophyta, Magnoliopsida, Rosales, Rosaceae. Gene Ontology annotation, cellular component: membrane. Gene Ontology annotation, molecular function: purine nucleoside transmembrane transporter activity. The record is from RefSeq and is a predicted model, not a curated record.